This is a messenger RNA of Cotesia glomerata, 2087 nucleotides long. RefSeq lists its product as uncharacterized. The record is from RefSeq and is a predicted model, not a curated record. Gene Ontology annotation, biological process: regulation of transcription by RNA polymerase II. Lineage: Eukaryota; Metazoa; Arthropoda; Insecta; Hymenoptera; Braconidae. Gene Ontology annotation, molecular function: RNA polymerase II cis-regulatory region sequence-specific DNA binding; DNA-binding transcription factor activity, RNA polymerase II-specific. The transcript is spliced from 2 exons. Gene Ontology annotation, cellular component: nucleus. Bases 410 to 1900 code for a protein of 496 amino acids.
ACAUAUCGUCAUCGAAUACUAACGGAACACAAAAUUCCAUAGAACUGUAAUAUAUUUUUAAUUCUAUGAUGUGAUCGUAAAUAUUUACUAUAAUUAGUUGUUCAAACGAAAAAAUGAAUCUAUUUCUGACGUAAGAAAAAGUCGUUAGUGCUUAAUUGAAUAUCAAUUUAACUUGCAAAUCAACAGUUAGCAGUGAAUAUAUGUUUUCUUAUCGAAAAUACAACGUUUAUGAAAUAGUUUUCCAUUUAACACUUAAAUAAAACGUGAAAAUCUUGACGGAACCAUUAUAAUUCAGUCACCAUGAUUUAUGAUUGCAUAUGUCGCGAUCAUUAAGACUAACAGCCUUCUUUCUCAAAAAACAAGAGUGGGUAUUCAAUGUAUAAUAAAUUAGAACAUAAUAAUUGUUGCGAUGUCAGUGGCUGAAACAUAUUUAAAUGGUUCAUCACGAAAUUUAUGUGACAAUAGUAUGCCAGAUAAAGAUGUUGAUAUCGACCUAAGACCCAAAACUAAUGAUAACAAGGAUGAUAAAAUGACUGUAGAAGAAUUUCGAACCAGAAUUAAUCAAAAUAGUAAUUUAGGAGUAAAUCCUAUCUAUACCUUUUCUCCCGAGAGUGUGGAAUCAAGUGGAUCUGUAGAAUCUAGAUUACGUGAUUAUUCAAAUUAUCAAAAUAGUAGUUCAGUUUCAAUUAGUAGAGAAAACAAUAACGUAUUAAAUGCAAAAAAUACCUCUGAAAAAGAGAUUUAUAAUUCUGGAUUACUUUCACAAGAUUGUUAUCCACAUCAGCAGCAGAUAUCAGAUCGUGAACAUAUGGGCAUCAGCCAUCAUAUACAUUAUCAGCAGUCUCGACAAUAUCGACAACAAAAUAUUCAACAUCAAUCAAGGAUAAAAAAAUGGCAAAUAAAAGAAGAAGAGCAGGAACAUCCAUUAUUUCUACAAUCUAAUCAACGUCUAAUGCCUGUUCACAGAGGUAAUCAACGUAAAUAUAGUAGUGGGAAAAGAUCGAGAACAGCAUAUUCAAGUGCCCAAUUAUUUGAACUUGAAAAGGAAUUUCUUUGUGGACGUUAUUUAUGUCGACCACGACGAAUUGAGAUGGCAGCUUCGUUAUCAUUAACUGAAAGACAAAUCAAAAUUUGGUUUCAAAAUCGUCGAAUGAAGUUCAAGAAAGAGCAAAAUUCAGUUAAAUCUGUAGAUAAUUUACCAAAGUUAGUUAAAUCUGAAAUAAAGCCUGAUCUUAAAGAAGAUUUAACUAGUCAUUCAUCUCCAACUCCUCUACAAAAUACUUUAUCUUUUCAAAAUGAUCAAAAACGCGACUAUAGUUCUAGUUCAGAAGGUUAUCUAUACUCUUCUCCUCCUGUUUAUGUACCAUCAUCAGUACAUCAGAAUUAUGAGCGAAUUGCAAGCUUCACUGACUUUGCUAAUCAUAAUGACCGACGGCAAAUAUUUCCCAGCAUAACAGAAAAGCAAAAUGCAAUAGACAAGCAAGACUAUCGAGUUAUUUACCAAGCACAACAAUCGCAUGAACAAAAUGACGAUGGGAAACAAGAUUCUAAAUCAGAUUCAUAUGGCGAACGUAACGAAUGCUUCAAGGAUUAUGGAAGAGCAGAAAUUUAUCAAUACCAAGAGUAUGCAUGGUAUGGAUCAUCGAACUCAUAUAUGAAUAAUAAUUACUCAUCAGCGCACUCAGCAAGUAUUAAUUACCAUCGGAAUAAUCACGGAAAUCUUCUUGAACAUAUCAAUGGUUUCCAAGAUUAUUCUCCAUCGACAGUAUCAGAUUUUUCAUUAUGGUCAAAUACUUAUCAUCCAGAAUCAUCAGAAUCUGAACGAAAUCAUAUUACUGUUACCGCUGAUGAUUCUGUUCAUAAUAAUGAUUUAGAAAUCACAAAUCUUACGAAUUUAUAGUGAUUUUUUUUUCUUUUUAGGUACAAUGAUUCGUAUAUGAUUAUGUCCUAUUGUAUAUGACUAUAUAUAUGUAUAUUUUUUCCCGGGAUAGCUUAUAUCUUACAUAUUAUAAUUCGAACUAUAUGGACUAUCGAUAAUAGCUUUUAAUUAAAAAAGCACUAUCAGUUGAUUUAUUAACAUUCUUUAU